Mollisia scopiformis is the source of this 2001-nucleotide messenger RNA. RefSeq lists its product as uncharacterized. The transcript is spliced from 2 exons. The record is from RefSeq and is a predicted model, not a curated record. Bases 241 to 1782 code for a protein of 513 amino acids. Lineage: Eukaryota; Fungi; Ascomycota; Leotiomycetes; Helotiales; Mollisiaceae.
UCAUUGGCGCGAAGCGAGGACCCUGCGAACGCCACGAAUAGACUCGGGACCGGGGAAGGGAAGGACGGCCGUUUUGCAGCGCGUCGAUUGCUUCUUUGGUCGGGCGGGAGAGCGAGAUAUCCAACCAUGAGAGAGAGAGGUUACGGAAUACGGCGACAGUGAGAUGAGAUGAGAUGAGAUGAGAUGAGAUGAGAUGAGAAUGUGAAUGUUUAAGUGUGACUCGAAGCGAUAUCUUGAAUCAUGUUGUUGCGACCGCGGUGGGGAUGUUGGAGCUUGCAUAAAGUUACGUCGUUGUGCAUAAGGCGAUCAAGAGGGUUUUCGACACGUGAGAGGUGGGUGGAGAGGGAUGUUGAGAGGUAUCAUGUUGCUUGUGGUUCUUCUGGGUCUAUUACUGUAGAUCUCCACAACCCACAAGUCCUCACCAAUCCCACCACCCCUCUAAUCCUCUACCUCCCACCCACAGGCACCCACCUCCGCUCCACCCACCGCUCCAUACCCUCCUCCCUCCUCUCCUCCUUUCCGCUCUUACAAAUAAACUACCGCUGGAACACCACCCCAUCAGUUACCAAAUACCUCGCCUCCCACCCCUCCUUCAAAAACCACGCAUUCCCCACACCUCUCCACGACAUCCACCACGCAUACACCCACCUCACGACCACUAUCCUGCCAAGAUACACCUCAUCUCCUCCUACCUCACCACUUCACAACUCCUACCGCUACUCACCGCCAGCGUUCCCACGCCUCAAGACCCCGCAACGGCCGUUGAUAAUCUACGGCUCCUUCCUCGGCGGCGCCCUAGCUACUUCGUUCGCUUUAACGGAGUCGCGAACCUCUCUCAUUCCUCCCGUGCGGAUUGCAGGCCUUGUUGUUAGGGACGGGGUUUUUGAUUUCUCGCAGCUGGCUUUGUUGGAGGGUCCUUCUUCAUCACCUGGUAGUUGUGGGAAUCGAGGAGGGUGUUGGGAUGGUGGAAACUGGGAUUCACACCAGCUCCAUAGAAUGAAGAAAAUCCUAUUCGAUAAGCCGGCGUCGACGUUCGAUUCCUUCGCCUCGCCCAUAUUCUUCUUACGGACUCCAGGAGUGGAGAUCCCUAAGUUUUGGCCGGGAGAAGAUGAUUCUUCUUCUUCUUCUGCCUUCAGUCAAGAGGAAGAUAUCUGGGUCGAUGGGGACGGAGAAUCUCUCUACGUUCCUUCUCCAGCUUCUCCAGCUUAUUCUACUUCAACAGGAACCCAAACAGGAGACCAAAUAGUAGACGGAGAGAACAUCAAUGGAGAUGAAAAACCCAGCAAUGGCAAAACCAUCACAACACUAGAGACGCAGAAGCCGCCCGCAAAAGCACUCCUCAAAUUCCCGCCCUCUUACACGGAUCUCAUUCUUCCUAGGUCGUUGUUUCUUUAUACCUCUCCAACCUCAUCUCCAUCUCCCACCUCAACCUCAGCAUCAAAACUCGCCUCCCUCACAGCACGCCGCAAACCAAAACCCACCUCCAACAACCAGACACCCACGGACCACAAUCCCAAUCUCAAAGCAGAACUCGGCCUAGGCCCCCUCCAUCCAAAAGCCCAAACAACACAAAUAACCACACUCCUGCGCCGGAGUAUCGUGGUUCAUGAAUCGAAGACUUGGAGCGGCAGGGAUGGGGAUGGGGAUGGAGAUAGGGAUCCGGGGGAAGUUGCCGAGGAACGGAUCCAAGUUCUCGAGCUAGGCGGCGCCGAUUCAGAGGCGCAGAAGAAGUCAGGAGAGGAUGAAGCUGUAGGACGAUGGAUCGCUGAUAUAUAUCCUUGAGCAUGCGGCGUAGAUACCUAGGUUAAGUAGAGCCACGCGAUUCCGGACUGAGGACACGAGGACACGAGGAAGGAAUCAUGCAACAUCUCAGCUCAGCUCAGACUUGGCCAGUUAGCGAAAAUGUAGGACGGAGUGUACAGUACACCCACCCACCACGCAUCAAUCAUCAUCAUCAAUCAAAACUAGGCUUGCAACGAGAUGUAAAAUAAUAGAUUGUCC